AUGUUUUACGUGUUUUAUGUAAAUCAGGGUUCGUUGCAAGCACUAGAUGUAUCCGUCGCACUUGGCUCUGUUCACAAACUACAGUGUGUUAUCGAAGAAAUAACUUGUGUCCCUAUCGUAGAACAGGCUUUGCUUGUAUCAGGUGGAGAAGGGUUACUGCCAGAAAAACAGGUCUCGCAUUAUCAGGGAACUGGCACCGAGUCCAAUCCUGUAUUUUUAUUUCGAAAAUUAUGUAGGGAAAAUUCUCAGAAUGCAGAUCACGCUUAUUCUGAUGACUUAUCUCCACUUUAUACUGGAUUCUAUGAUGAGCUGCAUAUUCUUGAUAGCUCGACUAUCUCUCGACCACUGAUUACACGUUAUUGUGAUGCCGGACGUUUGGGAAUAAAAAUUGCUGAAAGAAGUUUGCAGUUCUGUGCUCGUUUAGUUCAGGACCACCAACUUUUGCAUCAGGGAUGGUUGGCGUUAAUAUCUAAUCUUUGCGAUUCCCGAACACAAAUCGUUAAAAAAUCGGAACGUUUCUUUUCUCGUUAUGAACGUUUGAGAACAAUGAAGGGUAAAGCUGAAUCCUUGCUGCAAGAUUUCGAUAAUGUUCUCCGUACUUUAUCACAAAUCAAGAUUCCAUCGGCUUUAUUGUCAAAUUCAUAUAAAUUGCAAGGAAUGUCGAGAGCUGCUGAAGAAUGCACAUUGUAUGAGUAUAUAGCUCGUGCUGAUCCACAAAAUUCUUUGGAAGAAAUGUCUGAGCAAGUUAAUUUGCUAUUAUCAAAGACAAACGAUACUGAAUAUAGACAAGUAAUCUCCAAUAUGAAAUAUGUCAAUGAGAAAGUCAAUAAUUAUGAAAUGCGUACUAUACGGGGUAUAAAUACUCGUCUUACGCAAUUAGAUUCGAUGUUUCAUAAUAAAGAACAGCAAAUGAAGGUGUUGAGGAAUUUAUGCUUCGCCGUAUCCCAGUCAACUUUCCAUUCAACUGAUAUUAGGGUAUCGAAGUUUAUGUUUAUCAGUAAGGAUAUUGUUUUGGGUCAGCGAGAGAAAAUGCUAGAGGUCAAGAAACUGAUUGAGCAGAUGCAGAAAAUGGGGAGAGCUUUUGAGCAAUCAAAAAUCGAAUUGCUAAGUAAUAUUAGAACAAGACUACGGGGAUGGAUAUUGCAGGUUUAUGAUAGAUUGCACACGACAAACAAUCAGAUAACUUUAUUUGAAGAAAAGUAUAUUGUUUUACGAAACCGUCUUGACAUCAUUCGACAAGUGAAAGAAAGCCCAACAAUGUAUGCUACAGCGCUCACUGAAUGUCUUCGACGAAGUGUAUUGCAACCAGAGUUCGAGUCAUGGUUUACAUCGUUCAUGGGAAAAAGCGUCACUUUGAUAGCAGAAGAAACAUCUGUGCGAGAAGUGUUUAAGCAAAAAUUAGGUCGACAUUUUUUAAAGCAGUUGUUUCCUGGAAUGUUCGACAGUUUUCCAAACUUUACUUGUUGUACUUUAACUCAGUUCGAUAAAAAUUUGCCUCCUGUGUCAACAGAGGAUCUGAGAAAUCUAAGACAGGCUGUUCCAUGUUUAACGAAUUUACUAAAGGUAACAGAUCCUUUUAUCUAUCUACGUCUUUCUGUUAAAGAUCCGCGUGUUAUUUCGGGAUCACAAAUGACUCCUGUUUUAAAAAGAGAAGAGUCGUUCUAUACGACAGAUGCUACGAUUAACGUGACUAACUUGAAUAAGAAUUUUCCGUCAACGCAUUGGUUAAGUGGUGACGAGAAUUUGGAUGUUUCACCUUCGAAUGCAACAAUAAUGGCCAAAUCGCCACCCUCGCGAUUUGGUUCUACAGGAAGUUUAGAUAUAACAGACGAAUCUUCUACAAAACCACUUAAUCCAUUUGCAGCACUUUUCGACGUUUCAAAUAAUGAAACUCCUGAAAAUAGAGUGGAAGUUGAGAGUGAAGCAUAUUCAGUAUUAAAUGCUUCGAAAAGUGAGCCAAUCGCAAUACCUCAAAGCGUUGCAUCUGCGUGUCAGGUUGUUGUGCCGUCAGUUGAAGAAGAAAAUUCAUUGAAACCGUUAUCAAAUAAAUCCAGUCAAUUUGGGACACCUGAAGAUCACAUCAAUUACCAGCGAAGAGUUGCUGAUGUAUUCGAUAGGUCUGGUGCUAAUGAUUUACUCUAUUUGAGAGAUGCUCUGAAGAAAUUGUUGAAGGAGCUAAUGCAUUUUAAAGAAGAAUUAGUUCUCUCUGUGAAUCAGGUCCGAGAAUACUCAGGUGAAGUAUUAGAAAAGAUCAGCAGCUCUAUAGUUGCCUAUAUUGAAUGUGCAGAAAAAAGUGCUGGUACAGACAUGUUUACUAAGCCUAAGUUAUUGGAUGCUGUCACUGAAACCGAGGAAGAAAAUCAGCUGGAAGAGUCAUUCGUGAUGAGUGAUGGGGAAAAAAGUUCGGAAAAAGAUAACCGCAUUCUAGAACUUCAGCAAAUUAUAACUGCUCAGGAGAAAAAAAUCGAGCGACUUCGAGAACAACAAUCAAGUGCGAAAAAUACUAUUGCAAAUCCCUUAAUUUAUAGAAUGGAAGCUGAAAGAAGCGAAAUGUACAAGACUCUUGGAGUCGAUCAUGAGUUGGCGCUGGAGCGAAGAACUUCAUCCUACGGCGAGGAAAUGAUGAGAAAAAAUAAAGAAAUCGAAUCACUAAAAAUGACCCUGCAUAUGCUUCGUGUAGGCAGUAGCCAUUUUACUGACAGUGCAGUUAGUACAGCUGCAGUUUCUGGCAACCAAAGUGCUUAUGAACAAAAAUACAAGCAUGGGAAUCCAGGUAUGUGCGGUCAUUCUUUGGUUUGCAAAGAACUAGACGAAACUGAAAAAGAAUACCAGCUUGCGACUGAAUUCAUGCAAUGUACAGAAAUUGCUACUGGUUUGCAAGCGAAUGAGGUAUCCAAAGAAUAUCUCCAGAAACCUUUUACUAUCAGCAAUAGAACGACAAAUGAGGCAAAAGACAUAGAUACGGAUGUAAGCACAGAUGAGACUGAGGGACAUUCAGAUGAGGACAUUGCACCUGUUACAUCUAAACCGGCUACUGUACAGACAACGAUCUCAUUACGAGAAAUGAGGACAAUGAUCACUGUACAAGAUAUUCAUGAGUUUUGUGCUGUUUUGAUUGUUUGGAGUGAGCCUCAUGAUGCAUAUAUACUGUUCAGUAUUUCUCCAGUCUUUCACUUUGUCAAGGAACGCAGUUUAAAACGUAUGGGAGUGAAGUGGGACCGACAGUCAGUAGCUGUAUCUACAGUUGGCCAGCGCCCUAACUGGUUAAUGGCAGUUACUACCCGUUUGGAAUUAUGCAAAAUACGUAAAGCAGAUAAUCGUUAUAAUUUAAAAGUUGGAACGAAGUUUUAUCGCGUGGAAGUGGAGCCUCUGCAGAUAGAUUCAUCUAGUAUUCGGCGUCAUACUGAUGAUUGA
Thelazia callipaeda (thelaziosis nematode) is the source of this 3414-nucleotide messenger RNA. Lineage: Eukaryota; Metazoa; Nematoda; Chromadorea; Rhabditida; Thelaziidae. The record is from the annotation of a GenBank genome assembly.